Pocillopora verrucosa is the source of this 5496-nucleotide messenger RNA. RefSeq names its product helicase ARIP4. Gene Ontology annotation, cellular component: nucleus. Gene Ontology annotation, molecular function: ATP hydrolysis activity; ATP-dependent chromatin remodeler activity; ATP binding. Lineage: Eukaryota; Metazoa; Cnidaria; Anthozoa; Scleractinia; Pocilloporidae. The record is from RefSeq and is a predicted model, not a curated record.
UGGCGGAUUUAUUGCAGACGAGAGGAGGAAAGGAGUAUGUCCCUUUUAUCAUUGUUAUAGACCUUGUGAGUGAAACAAAGUAGCUUCCUUCAAAGGAUCAUCGAUUAGUUUAUUAAGGAUGUUUAGGGAUCCCUUUUCACACUUGUGUUUUUCUCCAGCUCUAAUGCUGACCAGUCUUAAUUGAGCGAGGUUUACAUGAAAAUUCAAGUGAAGUUGCAGCGUGUGUUUGAGUUGUUGCUACGUUGAUGUUUGUUCUUCUUCGAUCUACGAAGAUAUUUUACAACCCAAUCAGUCAUCCACUAUCCUAUAGUUUCUAAUGGAAGGUAAUGGGGCAGAAAUUCAGGUGCACAGUGAUGCGGAGGACAACGGCUCUGCCGCAGGCAGAUUGUCAAAUUGUAGCUACAACAGCGAAGACGAUAGUUUACUUGGUUUCGAAGACGAUCUCGAAGGAGACGAAGAAGAUGGAGAAGAGUUGGAUGCUGAAGAGACAGUGACUUCCGCAAAAAAUAAUGAAGAAGUAAAAACAAAGAGAAAAAGAAAGCAGAUCGACCCCAACAAACGAAAGCGGAUUCGGCGAAUUUUGCGCGAAGAUGAACUGACAGAGGUUACAAUUUCGGCCCAAAAAGAGGAGCGUGAGCGACUCCGAAGACUUGAACUUCAAAGAAGCUUAGCAGCAUCUUCCACUAGUACUUCUAAAAUUGGUGAAAAUUUAAGCUCAGCAUCACCGAGUGCUUCAUCGAGGCCCUCAACCCCAAUUGCUGUAGACGCCAGAGAGAAGAAAGACAUUGAACCGCAUGUGAUUGUUAUUGAUAGUGAUGAUGAUGAAGAUUCCAGACCCUCCACUGCAGCUGUUAACUGUGAUCAUUUAAAGCAAGCAGCUGAGAAUGUUAAUGGAGAGUUUAUUGAGAUUAUUAGUUCAGAUUCAGAGGUUGAUGAUGUCAGUGAUAACGAUGAUGAUGAAGAUUAUGAUGAUGAUGAUGCCACUCCUUGUAAACGGAAGGAUGUUGACUAUGAAAACAGUGGGUUGCAUGUUGAUGACAGUCUCAAUAAACCUGAUUUGCAAGGACGAGUGCUUGUUAAUGUCAGUCAUCCUGCUGAUGAAGAAGACAUUUUUCUUGCCCCACAGAUUGCUAGAGUUAUAAAAGCACAUCAGAUCGGUGGGAUCAGGUUCCUGUAUGACAACCUUGUUGAGACACUAAAACGCUUCAAAGUCAGCACAGGGUUUGGUUGUAUUUUAGCCCAUUCAAUGGGUCUUGGUAAAACUCUUCAAGUAGUUAGUUUUAUUGACAUAUUCUUGAGAUACACCACAGCCAAGAAAGUGCUCUGUGUUGUGCCAAUUAACACAAUACAAAAUUGGCAAGCAGAGUUUAACAUGUGGUUGCCACCUAAACCAGGGCUCAUUACAGAUAGCAAUGGAACCUUUGUGGAGAGUUCUGAUUCUAGCACAGUUCAUUACAGAGAAUUUGAGGUGUACUUGUUGGGUGAAAAUCACAAGACUACAAUGGCCAGAGCCAAAGUUAUAGGUGAGUGGAACCACAAUGGUGGAGUACUUCUGAUGGGUUAUGAGCUGUAUAGACUUCUGUCAACUGUGACACCCUCCAUGUCAAGUGCCAAGAGUAUGCCAACGAAAAAGAAGAAAUCACCAACUCUUGACAAAAUGAAUGGUGAACCAGAAGUUAUAGAUCUUGAUGAAGAGGAAAAACACAUGGAACUACUAAUUGGAGUUCAGAGAGCACUGUGUAAACCUGGUGCUGACUUAGUCAUUUGUGACGAAGGGCACAGAAUCAAGAAUGACCAGGCAAAUACAUCACAGGCACUAAAGAAGAUCCACACCAGACGGCGGGUCGUUUUAACAGGAUAUCCAUUGCAAAACAACCUUCAGGAAUACUGGUGCAUGGUAGACUUUGUCCGACCCAACUUUCUGGGAACCAAACAGGAGUUUUGCAACAUGUUUGAGAGACCUAUACUCAAUGGACAAUGUUCUGACAGCACUCCAUCAGAUGUAAAGAUAAUGAGAUACAGAGCCCAUGUACUCCACAGUCUGCUCGAAGGAUUUGUGCAAAGACGGAGUCAAGCAGUUCUUACAAGAUGUCUCCCAGUCAAAGAAGAGCACAUAAUUUUGGUUAAUAUGUCAGCUAUCCAGAAAGAACUGUACAACACAUUUGUUGAUCGUCUGUUGCGUUCUGUUGGGUACAUUAAUCCCAUCAAGGGUUUCCACACAUGCACCAAGAUUUGGAACCAUCCUGACAUAUUUUACCACUCACUGGAUAUGAAGGAUGCUGAUAGGAAUGAGUCUCCUUUGACAAUUCUUGAAGAUUCUAAUGGAUCAUCACAAAGUUCAAAGAGGAAUUCUCCUUCAGACUUAAUGUCAGCUACCACAUCUACACUGAACCAAGACACGAGAGCAAAUUCAAGUGCUGCAGGACUCUCACAGAAUCAUUCUUCAGGAUCAGUUGUAUCUCCUUAUUUUCCAUCAUCAGCAAAUUCCCAGACAGUUAAAACUGAUCCUGUCCCUGUUUCUUCUCAAGCUACCACACAAACAGAACAGACAGUAACCACAACAACUCAACCAAGCCGCAGUGUACAAGAUACUUCAGUGUCAGUUAUUCAAACAGUAGCAGCACAAAUGGAUCGCAGUUGUGUUCUUGUGGGAGAUAUGACAUGGGCCAAGACUCUGUUCAAAGACUACCAGGUUGGAGUGAUGAAAAAUGGCGGCAAACUUGUUGUGUUGAUGGAGAUUAUAGAAGAAAGCUUAAAACUGGGAGAAAAAAUUCUCAUUUUUAGUCAGAGCCUGUCCACCUUAAGUGUGAUUGAGGAAUUCCUUUCCAAGCGUGAUGUUCCUUUUUUUCCUGGUCGGGUCACUGAUACGGGAAAGUCUACCAGAUGGGCUAAGAACAAGAGUUAUUAUCGGCUGGAUGGGAACACCUCGGCACAAGAGAGGGAAAGGCUCAUCAAUCGUUUCAACGCUCCAGACAACACUGAUGUCUUGCUGUUUAUGUUGUCAACAAGGGCGGGAUGUCUUGGUAUCAAUCUUAUUGGUGCAAACCGUGUUGUUGUGUUUGAUGCUUCGUGGAAUCCGUGUCAUGAUGUGCAGGCUGUGUGUAGGGUUUAUCGCUAUGGACAGCUGAAGCCGGUUCAUAUUUACCGUCUUAUCAGUACAGGGACAAUGGAAAAGAAGAUUUAUGAUCGACAAAUAUCGAAGCAAGGCAUGGCUAAUCGAAUCGUCGACGAGCUCAAUCCGGAGGCAAACUUCACCAAACAAGAAAUAAUGAAGUUAAUUUGUGAGAAGGAGGCUACUUCUCCCGCGGCUGACUUAUCAGCAGCCGCUGACCAGUUCAGUGAUCCCGUGUUGGUCAGACUGUGUCGACAGUGUAACUCUUGGAUCUCCAAGGUGCCUUUUAAGCACGACUCACUUCUGGUGGAUAGAAAAGAAAUGAAGCUGACCAAAGCAGAGAAGCGAGAAGCCAAAAGAGGGUAUGAAAUGGAGAAAAGACUAGCCUUGCAAGGACAAAAGCACUAUCCUGGUGUUAUUCAACCGGUUUAUAGCAGAAACAACCAACCCUUCGUUCCAAAACCGGUUUAUCCUGUUGGAUCGGUUCCUCUACUAACUCAGACAAUCGGUCCUAACUGCACUCAUCAUCAUCCUUGUCCCCAGCUCCCCCUUUCGUCUGGCUUCCAUCUCCCACCGGCUUCCUUUAUACGUGCUGGUGUUCCUGUACCACCUGUUCGGGGGAAUGUGCAGUCGUCGCAAUGUACUACUUCAACAGCCUCAUCAACUUAUUCACAGGGUAGCCAGCACGGGAACCAGGAGGCCAGUACGUCUAAAGACGAUGUCGUUAUGAUCGACCUUGACGAUUUGCCUUCGCCGACGCACCCCGAGCGAGAAUCGAUCAGUCACCUGCGAGCACAGGCACACCAAUCGCAGUCAAACGGGGAUUUGGUCAGGAUGGCCCAACAUGCAUUUCCUAGUGUUUCCCCUGCGUUUAUUAACGUGCUGUUAAAUCAAGGAAAUUCUCAAGAAGCUCAGGAAUCAGACGCUCAAGGUUCCCACAAAACUAUCACUCACGGUUCCAAGUCCCCAAAUGAGCAUCGUUCCCAGUCUUCUACCGCUCAAUCCAAAGCAGAUUCCGAAGCCUUAGACGUCGACAUUAACUCGUCUGAGACCAAUGUUGUGGACAGCACACAGUCAAAAAACGGAGAUGCCGCUGUAAAUAAUGUCAAAGUGAAAAAGGUCGUUGCGAAGACUCCUAAUCAGGAACAGAUCGACUUACAAUUGUCCUCUCCGCCAAUAAUAGUAGAGGUAUCAUUGGAGUCUGAUCAACUUGAUCAGUCGAGCCAACAAGAGAAGACGGGUGUGUCAUUAUCACCCACCCAACCCCUAGUGGUAGACGUUUCAGUAGCUUCAGAUGAGCUCGAAAAUUCAGCCUCACAAGGGGCAGAUGCAGCCUCUUCUUAAUCACCCCUUCCCUGGUACAAGAAAAACUAGGCAUUUAUCUUACUUGGAGGAAACCAGUAGAGGCUUGACAACCUUUGGGAAUGGGUGGGUGAACAGUUCGGUGGAAGAUUCCAUUGACUGAAAUACUUCUAGUGAUACAUGGGUUGCAUACCGUGAGGCAGUCCUUAUUGAAAUAAGAAAUCAGGGUUAUCUUUUGGCAGUAUUUUGGCUUUCACCGAAUUUUAAAUCGUGCCUAAAGUGAUAGUGCAAAGGGCACGUGGCAAUCCGAGGCGGACUUUCUUUAACUAUGGGAUUGGUUCGAGUAUCAGCCAAUCCGAGGAAGUGUUCGGCAUUGGUGUGCUGAAGCUUCAUAUCAUUUGAAUCGAUCGACUUCUUGGAGGUUGUGAUCAAAUUGUAGAAAGAAGGAGCAAGAAGGAAAUUUUCAGAAUUAUCAUUAGUUUUAAUAGCAUCACUAUCAUUAUUAGUUGAAGUAUUAUUUUUAUCAUUAACAAUGAUUCCACGAUUUACUUUGCUACAACAAUUUACUUUGGUUUUUCCGCACUCAUCUUUUUUUCCCUCAAACUGAGUCUUUACCACGACAAGCUUGACAAAUGCCACUUAUACAGACCUCACCAAUCGUGUCGUUUUAAAAUACCUAACUCUCACUGAGUCAAGUGCUAACCUUGAUACCUUCCAGUUAAAGGUAUCAAGAAAAUUUUUGAUAAACGCGAACGUUAAUGAUAUGAAUAUUUAACUUUGAUCAAAGGGAAAGUUAUUUUUAUUAUUAUUUAACUUCAGUAUAACUAAAUGCAGUCAAGGCAAAGACCUCUGCCCACACUUAGUGAACGAGAAAAUUUCGUUAGAGCUUUUUGACGUUGUUUGCUCUUUUUCUCCGAAUUUCACGCGGUGGAAAAUCUCACGAACAUGUUCAGACUACAGUAUUCAGUGUUUACUGCAAGAAGAAAGUUUAGCCAAACCUUUCGAUUUAUAUAUAGGUGUAUAUUAUUUUAACUGAGGAGAUGUGCGAUAUUUGUAAUAAAUGCACAUUCUUUUACUUUAAA